AUGCUUGUAAGUUUUGAAUAUGCUUAAAAAUAUGUGGAACAACUAAAAAAAUAAGUGAAAUGAAAUGUUUGUCGUGUGUAGCAAAUGUUUUUGUCAUUUUUGUUGUGAAAGACACACUAAAACUGUCAACAAGAGUUUUUAGAAAUUUUUUUUGUACUAAAAAUAAUCUUAACAUAAGUACUGACAAUUUGUAAAAUUAAAACUUUAUUUCAGAAAGUCGAAAUAAAAUCAGGCCAGAUGUACCUAAUAACACUGGGUAUUUUUGAACAUAUGGAUCGGCCAUAUAACAAGAUAGCGGGUUGCCUGUAUAUAUCAGCUUUAUACGUGCUAAUAUUAACAUUGGCGAUACAAUUCCUCUACCGUUAUUACGCUUUGUGUGAUACAUGUUUAACAUUGCCAAAGCUUUUUGUACUGUACUUUGGAGGAAUAUUACUGUGCUUUCUUGAAGGCUUUGCUGGAAUGCUUUUGUUUCGAGAUAUGAAUGAUGAAGAUACUAUGAAGAUACGAGAACAUCCAAUGUAUACUGAUGGGGAUGUCGGAUAUAUGACAGUUGAUACGGUAAGAUUUGAGAUAAAUAAAAGUAUGGUUGAUAUAGUUGGCCAAAUUUUUUUCUUACUACACUUUCAUUCUAAACCCUGGUCUUAUUUUAGCUGUACACAAGCCUUACUCUAAUUCUACAAUAGCUUUACUCUGUUCUACCCUAGUCUUAAUCUAGCACUAUUUUAGUCUUAUUCUGGACACAUGGCUCUUACAGUACGAUAAGAAAGCUGUGAAUUGUUUUCGCUGUAUUGUUGGAUACUGUAUGGCUAGUGUUUUUGUACUUUAAGUUAAAAUUUCAAAACAAGUAAUAGAAAAUAAGUUAAGCGAUGUGGUAUUUUUGUUUUCUUGGUAGUGGUAUAUACAAUAGUACUACUUGUUACACAAUAAUAUUUGUCUCGUUUCAUCACGAUAUACAAGAAGGGUGACAUUUACGUAUGUUAUGCGUGGUAUAGAAUACGUAUGACAAAGUUUAUACUUCUACUAAAUCUUUUUUUUGGUUUGGAUGCUUCAAAACGCAAUAUCAGCAAAGUUUUUUAAAUAGCUUUAUAAAAUAAGACAAAAUUUUAAAAAAAAAUUAUUUUAGAAUGAAAUUGGGGCGAUAUACCACACAAUUAUGACACAGUUUUUUAUGAUUUUGGUUUAUGGCAUUGUGUAUUAUACUAAUAAGAAAAUUAAAGCCCAUUAUCAAAACGCUAAUUUUGAUGGUCGUACCAAACGUGCUCAUCAACGUCUAAGCCGACUUAUGAUAAUUCAGGUGACUUUAAGUUUAGAUAUUGGGUUUUCUGUAGAAUGCAGCCAGGGCCGGAAAAAAAAUUUUUGAAAAAAAAGUUGAACGUGGUCCCCCCUGUGGCUUUUCGAAAAAAAAAUUUUUGCAAAAAAUCGACACAGUACCUGUGCCGAUUUUUUGGACUCCCGCCCCCAGGCCAAAAGUCCCCGCCCGGCCCUGUAUACAGCCCUAAAUUCAAAAGUGAAGUGUUUUUUCUUGGAGACGGGGAUACCUACGGAGAUGAUGUUUUGCACGUUUAAAGUUGAGCCUAUUUAAUGCAAAUUUAAAAAAAUCUUACACUUCAGAAACUAAGGAAAUUAUUUACAUUUUUCAAAAAAAUUGUCGUUUUAGGCCACAUACCCAGCCAUAAUGAUUGGAAUACCAAUUUUUAUAGCCACAAUUCUGGCCCAGGCUAAAACGGACGUUCUAUGGGGUGGAUUGUUUAUUAUACCGUGUAUGUCGCUAAUUCCUAUUGCGAAUGCAGUUGCAGUAA
Bursaphelenchus okinawaensis is the source of this 1799-nucleotide messenger RNA. The record is from the annotation of a GenBank genome assembly. NCBI's taxonomy places the organism in Eukaryota, Metazoa, Nematoda, Chromadorea, Rhabditida, Aphelenchoididae.